UGCAGGCCACCACCCUUCAAUAAGUACAGAACACACACACCUUCUUCGAGCAUCACCAUCAGCCAUCAGAUACGCAGCACUCCUGUUCAUACGACCAUGGCGUCGUCCAGCAAGCAGAACGCUGUGGUGGCCGCCGUCUCCAUCGCCCUGCUCCUCACUUCGCAUCUCGCAGUCGCAGCUGGAGCAGAAGAAGCAGAAGCGGAAGGAAUAGCGCCGUUGAACACAUGCGAAACGCCGAUCGCCUGGGCUCCCUGCUUCGGCAAGACCUGGGUCUGCGUUCCCCUCUGCAUUGGACUGCGCUACACCGGCGGUUUCUGCCAGCAGCAGCAGGUGAUCGAGGGAGACGCCGGCGCCGAGCCUGCUAUAAUCGGAGGCGCCAUCUGCGUGUGCACCAAGCAGUGCCUGCUUGUGGAUGUGGAGGCGGAGCAAGGUGCACCGGCACCGUCGCAGCCGCCCGUCGCCGAGCCUCCGCGGGGGAUGCGUGGGGUUGGGAUGCUCAACUGAUUUUUAGAUAAUGGAAAUAAUCAUCCAGCCUUGGCUUCAAAGAAGCUACAGCCCCUUAUUACAAUACUCAACACGCCAUAUUGACCAAGUUAAUGCAGAAAACAAAGUUUGGAUAAAAGCACCUAACUACAAAUCCUAUUGGUGAACCUCCAUCCAUACUUGCUGAAAAUCUCCAUGACGACAUUCUCCAUCUUCAGACACGCUGUCUUUAUCAACUCUUUAUCAUCUUCAGCCUUCUGCAUUUGACUCCAGAAGCGGAACCAAUAAGUUCCCCUGUAAAUUACCUGCAUAAAUGUUUUCAUUGGAGAUUUAUCAAAAACCACAUCAUUUCUACUAAGCCAUAUUGCCCAACAAAUCGCCGAUGCACCCACUAGUAGAAGUUGUUUCAAUCUACCCCCAAUCCCAUUAAGCCAGGAACUGAACAUAUGCAUUGUGUUAUGUGGUGGUUUCAACCCAAAACAUAUUUCGACUAAACCCCAUAUAAAACGUGCAUUUUUGCACUGAAAAAACAAAUGUUGAAUUGACUCAUUAGCUAGGCACCAAACACAGUGCGUGUUUCCAUUCCAAUUUCGUUUAGCAAGAUUAUCUUUAGUUAGAGUUACUCCCUUAUACAUAUACCACAUGAAAAUCUUAAUCUUUAAGGGCAUCUUAAGCUUCCAAAUCAUUGUGUUUCUUUCAACCACCCCAUUAUUAAUAACAGCAAGAUACAUAGAAUGAACUGUAAAGAUUCUAUUAGCUUUCAAAUUCCAUUUAAAUGUAUCCUUAUUAUCAUUGAGUUGAAUAUGCAUUAUACUCAUAACCAGCUCAU
Zea mays is the source of this 1312-nucleotide messenger RNA. RefSeq lists its product as uncharacterized. The record is from RefSeq and is a predicted model, not a curated record. Bases 97 to 504 code for a protein of 135 amino acids. NCBI's taxonomy places the organism in Eukaryota, Viridiplantae, Streptophyta, Magnoliopsida, Poales, Poaceae. The transcript has 2 exons.